Messenger RNA from Ostrea edulis (European flat oyster), 5725 nucleotides. Its product is annotated as solute carrier family 45 member 3-like. Gene Ontology annotation, cellular component: membrane. Lineage: Eukaryota; Metazoa; Mollusca; Bivalvia; Ostreida; Ostreidae. The transcript has 3 exons. The record is from RefSeq and is a predicted model, not a curated record. Gene Ontology annotation, molecular function: sucrose:proton symporter activity. The coding region runs from base 541 to 2376 and encodes 611 amino acids.
GGUCAUGGUGACUGUCACGUUUGAAAAUCGUUUAUAAAAUGUACAAAUGGAUACUCAUGAUAUUAGCACGUGUGUAAUACUGUAUGGUUUUCGUGAUAAAUGGAAGCCAUUCGUUAAAGACUGUUCUACAAUGACGAAUAAUAAUAAUUAUUGAUGAUUAUUGAUAAGCACAUUAGUCAGUGACGAGUGAGCGACACUGAUGAGCUGUUGUUUUUACGUAGACACAGGUAGUGACUUUUUUCUCUGUGAUUCGGGCUAAAUAAAGGCAAUUUAAGAUCAGGAUUAAUGGAAGAAACUGUAUAUGCAACCGUGGAAUUCUCUUCUUUAUACAUGCAUUUUUGAUGGUGUGAAAAAUCAUAAAUGGAAAAUAUAAGAGACAGUGGGAUUAAUUAGCAGACUCCUGUUUGUGGCCCCAGAUGUUAAUUAAGAUUUCUUGCUCUUGAGAGUCCCGACUACCGGUUGUCUCUAGUUCUCGGUAUCGAGUGUGGCGGCGUGGCGCGGACGGACCCUCAGUCUUGUAGCGAACGCUCUGGAUCGGAAAUGGAGUUCAGUGAUGUUGCUCUAAAAUACAGGACAUCUGUCCAGUACAGCGCGCUACCGGAAGUGACGGACCAUGAUGAAAAAGACCACGAGCGCUACCUACAGGAAGUGAUCCAUCACGACGACAUGGAACCUCGACAAAAACCCGUCUCAAUGGCAACGGGUGGAAAAUCUCUUUCGUUGCUUCAGAUUAUUUUACUGAACGCUGUGGUGUGUGGCGUGGAAAUCUGCGCAUGCGCCGGGUUUACUUACAUCCCACCUAUGCUCUUGAAAGCUGGCUACACAGAGGAAAAUAUGAGUAUAAUUUUAGGAAUGGGGCCUCUUUUAGGAUUCUUCUUCGUUCCGAUGAUUGGGCGCGCCAGCGAUAAUUGUUACAGCGGCUGGGGUCGCAGGCGGCCGUUCAUUAUUGGAAUUUCUACAAUUCUGAUGUUCGCUCUAAUUACUAUACCGUACGGAGAUUGGAUCAGUGUGUCCGUCUUUGGCCCAGGAACCGUCAGUAAGACGGGUGCAUUACUUAUUCUCACAGUGGGGGUUGUUCUGCUCGACUUCACCAGUCAAGCGUGUCUGACGCCAUGUGAAGCAUUGCUAAGUGAUGCAUCAAAAGACACCAAUCAACAAGAACGUGUGUUUAUGGUGUACUCCCAAAUGGUGUCGCUGGGCGGUUUUCUGGGGUACUUAAUCACCGCCUUGGAUUGGAACGCGACCGCCAUAGGAUCUAUGAUUGGCGGACAGGAAAGGACGGUGUUCACCAUGCUGGUCAUCCUCUUGUUGUUUCUGUUGUUUGUUACUGUUGUCGUAGCUAAAGAAGAACCUCUAAUCACCCCCCAGCCAUCCCAGACCCAGGAUAUAAAGCCCCUAUUAGACAUUUCUUCUUCUCAGCAGGUUGUGUUCAAUGGUCCAGCUAUGGAGUCAGGUUACGAAUCGAGUGAUUCGGACGAGGCUUCUUUGCCAAACGUUUUACGGAAAAAUCGAUCUAAAUCCCGUCGUCACAAACAGAAAUUCCGUCCAAUCUUACUGGUGUGUUUACCGUUUAUGUUUGUUCUAAAACGCUUUAGAAUAUUAUCAUAUGUGCAGUUUUAUGGCAAACUUGCUUUCGCAGCAAUCCGGGACAGGCUUCCGGAAUCAAUUCAGUUGUUGUUGGAGGUCCCGUAUGUGCUCCGAAAAUUGGCAGUGGCAAACUUCUGCAGUUGGACGGCAGUGAUGGGGUUUAACCUCUUCUUCACUGACUUUGUCGGACAGGCGGUGUACGAGGGAAACCCUAACGCGGAGGAGAAUUCGUACCUACGUGCUCGGUAUGACGAGGGUGUUCGAAUGGGAUCCUGGGGUCUACUGUUUCACUGCAUCACUUCCGCUGUGUACGCCUUCUUUGUGGAGAAUUUAGUGGAGCGUAUUGGAAUCCGUCGGACCUACGCCGCGGGGAUGAUUAUGUUUACCAUCUCCAUGGCGGGCAUGGUGAUAUACCGCAACAUCUAUUUUGUGAAUGUAAUGGCGGCGAUGACGGGGUUCGGAUAUGCCACCCUAACCACUAUUCCGUUCAUCCUCGUCACGCAGUACCACGCAGAAAAAGAGAUUUACUUCCGGACGGAGAACGGAAAGAAUAACUUCCGGGGCAUCGGUACGGACAUCGCUACGCUGGACUCCGCCUACUUCCUUUCCCAAGUUAUCCUCUCGGGAAUGAUGGGAUAUGUUGUCCACAUGACCGGAACAGUGCUAUCUUACAUGAUCACAGCAGGAAUUAUGGGAAUUUUGAGUUGCUUUUUUAUUCAAAGUAUUAUUUCGUCACGCGAGGAAAUGAUUGCUGCGACAAGACAAGGGCAUUCUGUUGUCAUUAUUUAAUUUUUAUGAGGGCUUUAUUUCAAGCAAGGUGCUGAAUUUAUAAUUUUGAUUAUCAUCGCUGUAUUUUGGUGCGUUACAACAUUUUCUUCCGAUACGUAAUUGGAAUUUCGCCGAUAUGGCGUUCAAAAAGGUGAAGACGAUAAUCAAUCUAUGUAAAAUCAAUCAUGUUAACCCCACGGAAUAUUAAUCUCUCUCAUUACUGAUUAGAGAUACCGUAAUAACAGGAAUAUUUCAUGUCAAGGUGUCUAAAUAUGUUGUAAAUGUUAUGUUGUGCAUAAUGUAUGAUAUGUGGGAUUUAGUGGGGAAAAUGGUACAUUUAGUUGAAUUUUAAUAUUGUGGGAUUUUUUUUUUUUACCCAAAGUAUUAUAUUACGUUUGUUGACCAUUUUUCUUGCAUUUAGUGUUGAAAAUUUGAUUUAUCAUUUGAUAAUUAUGUUUAAGCGGAAUUGAAAGUUACAAACGCAAGCUCGUGUAUUCAUUCAUUGCAACGUGCGUAAGAAUUUAAAAAUUAUUUUAAAGCAGAAGCGGAUUUUUGAAAGUGCCUUUACUUAUCCAUGUUCACAAUUUAAUCAAAAUGGCUGAAAAUUAUACUGCCAGAUUACUUAUUUAACUUUGAUAUAUGCAUUAUCAUAUUCAAUGUCAUGUCUGUAGGUUUUUUUUUAAGUAGAUGUAUUCAUAUAAUUAUUGAUACUCGAAAGUUUUAAUUUUACCGGUUAUUGUGGCUUAGUGGGUAGGAUGCUCGCUUCAAGGCCGGAAGUUCCCGGGUUCGAUUCUAUAUACCGACGCCACGUAAAACCUCAAUCGGAUCGCGCGCUCGUCCAUUUGCGGUUACGGAAAUAGCCGAGUAGUUACGAUUGGUAAAACCUAAGACGUUUAACAUAAAUAGUAAAUGUUCCUUUGCCAAGUAAGUGAAAGUCCCAGUCUUUCGAAUAUGACCUUGAAAUGUCAUGGAGUCUUUCCGACUUUGAAAUGUCAGGCCCUGUGUCAUGAUAGUCGUUGGGUGUAUAGGAACCCUCACUACCCUGAGCGGCGUACAUAGGUCUAAAUUUGUGGCACUUCAUUAAAGCUUUUGACGUCUCAAUAUGAGAGAAAGAAAGUUUCCACUGGGACGUGAAAUGGAACAGAAACUAGCAUUUUUCACAUUCAGAUAUCUCUGACUCUUUUCAAUUUGCCUUAUACAAUAUAAUUUGGGGUGUUUUUUGUCCAUGUUCUUCCACUACGUAUUAUGUGUAUGCGUUUAUUGAACCCUAAUACUCUACUGUUGUGACUGCGGAUUUUACUUCGCAUUUGUCAGUAUUCACUAUUGUGAUACCAUAGAGAAAGAAACGCUGCUGGUAUCAGCAUCACUUUAAAUCUCCCCAUUUACAAAAACAUCGGAUCUCAAUUCAUUAAGUCGUAUUUUUCACCAUAAAGAGUCUUCCGUUGUAUCCGAGUUCGUUAUAAAUGUGGAUUAGUUUAUUGUAAUAUUUACAGAAGCCAGUACUUACCGUAGAAUGUUACGCAGCUUGCCACCAUUGUCUCAAAAUAUAAGCAUUAUUAUUCCGUGUUUUAAUGAGUUUUACACAAUCAAUGACUUUGCUGCCGCUUGCUUCGUUAAGGAAUGUCAGGAAUCUGUAGAAUUUCAAGGAGACAAGUAUGUCGUGUAUAAAAGUAUCGCAGCAUAGCGUUGGAGGAGCGGAUCACCGCCAUCUACUUAUCUGUAUACAGUAACACUGUAAAAUAGUUCCUUCUCAUUUGUAUAUACUGUGUAGAAUACGUUCCUCUAUUGCAGAAGAGCAGUAUUCUCAGAAAAUAUGUAUUGACUCGCCUUGUUUGCUUAAUUUAUGUACUCACUUUGUUAUAAAGAAAAACAAAUCUCGCGUGUGCCCCAGAGAUGCUUUGUGAACUGAAUACCGGUAUGCGGUGAAAAUUGUGUGACAGAUAACUUUCAAAAUCAUUCAUAAAGACCAAGGUCAAUUUUGUCACCAUUGAACGUAACCAGGCUCGGGAAUAUAUUCUUGAACAAGGAGGGACUUGUUAAACGUUUUUAUGUGUCAAAACAAAAUUAUCUUGUCGGAAAAAGAUUCUUAACCAUAAUAUUUCACAAACAAUGACCCAAGGUUUGAUUUGAGAAAUUUCAUAAAGAAUACAUGUACACAGUAUAUAUUUUUAUUUCAUGAUAAAUUUUCAUUUUCUUGAUUACCUUUAACCUUUUACUGUUGAUUACCUUUAGCCCUUUUGUUAGAGGUUUUUCUGUUGUACUAGAUGUAAAACUUAUACGGUACCAAUUUUGAUGCACCAGAUGCGCAAAUAGUUAUUUGAUACAUGUAUAUUUAUUUUCAAGAGAGCUUUAACAGAGGCAGGGGUAUUUACAAUGUUGAAAACUGUCUAAUUGUUAUCGGUUUGGAAAAAAAAAAACCAAACAAGCAUUCGUGGGUUCUUCUUUUAGUGUUACAACAUGGAGAUAUUCAUGGAGGGUGUAAAUUCGUGGCUGUAUCAUACAAACUGCCAAAUAUAUUUUCUUUGUUAUGUUAUAUCGUUUUAGCUGUUUACAUGCUCGAUUUGUAUGUAUAUACUCAUGAUUUUGAAUUUAAGAAAAUUAUGUUGGGUCUGCUAUUGUGAAAACAAAACGUAGUACAGAAUAUCAUUGGAACAGGAAAGGGCAGAUUAAAAAUAAAAUUGAAUGUUGACAGAGAGGUGUUCCACUUGUUGUGUGUCACUAUCAGACAUCGCAUGUUAUCAUUGUCUGUACUGGUUGUCAUUGUUCAGUAUUUACAAGUCAAAUGUUCAAAAUUACCUCCAGACUUUGAAGAGUUUUCAUAUGAACAAACUUUUAAGAUGAUGUGAUAACAAACUGUGAAUCUCAUAUGUUAACGUUCAAUCAUUGGAACCUUUGAUUUAUUAUUGUUGAGUAUUCUUUUAACAGAAUUGUUAUUAUAAAAUGAAAUGUUUUAUGAUGUUACAUACAUGUAGAUACUUUCCUUUUGAUAAACUCCUUACUUUAACUGGAGAGAUGUGGUUUAUUGACUGAAGUAUAAUUCAAAAUGAUUAUAUAAAGUAUUUGCGUUAGUUAGGCCCCUAAAUAUGAAAUACACCAAUCAUUGGCCACUCAGCCUCGUUAUCGUAACAAAAAUUCAAAUCAAGCUUGGUAAAGUAUCAAUGGUGCUCGAAAUACAUAACUGUUAAUAGAUUCGGGCGUGUUUUAAAGUUUUUUAAAUUAAAACACAUGUAGUUUUUGAUGUCUUGAUGCAUGUAUUUUGUGUGUACUUGUUACAUAUGCCUUCUGUUGGUUUUAUAUACAAUGUAUAUAUACAGAGAUUUCUAUGUAUAAACUCGAAUGGUUACUUAUUAUUAAAUACAAUGUCUCUUUA